Messenger RNA from Aureobasidium subglaciale EXF-2481, 2769 nucleotides. RefSeq lists its product as uncharacterized. Bases 1 to 2769 code for a protein of 922 amino acids. NCBI's taxonomy places the organism in Eukaryota, Fungi, Ascomycota, Dothideomycetes, Dothideales, Saccotheciaceae. The transcript has 2 exons. Gene Ontology annotation, cellular component: DNA ligase IV complex. Gene Ontology annotation, biological process: DNA recombination; double-strand break repair via nonhomologous end joining; nucleotide-excision repair, DNA gap filling. The record is from RefSeq and is a predicted model, not a curated record. Gene Ontology annotation, molecular function: DNA ligase (ATP) activity; DNA binding; ATP binding.
AUGUCCUUCAAGUUUGCUCAUCUCAGUGACUACUUGGAGCGCUGCGAAGAGAUAGUCAUCCGCGAUCCUCCCAUAGCCCCGGCAGAACAAAAGUCGAGACUCUAUCGCCAACAUGCCACCUGGUUUGCCUCUCAUCGUAAGGAUAUCGACUCUCUGGAUGAACACGGCACAUCUGCAUUACUAUCAACCUUUCUCCCCUGCAGGAGGAAGGAUCGCAUUUAUGGCCUACAGCCUGCCUCCCUCUUGAAACUACUUGGUCGAUGUCUUGGUUUAGGUGCCUCUGCCAGACACGAACUGGCUUCCUUCAGGACUCCGAACAACGGUGACCUCGGAGACUGUUUGCAGCGCCUCCUGCAGGUCAGGGGUCCGCCUCCUCUGCCUGCUGUCACUCUACAAGAGUGCGAUGACGCUCUUCACGCUCUUGCUGCAGCUAACAGAUUCUCUGCACCAUCUGUCCGUCAGUCCUUCCAUUCUUCUGCGGCCAAUGACUCCUCUUUGGCCGAUGUGCUCUUGCGUCUACAUCCUGUCGAAGCCAAAUGGUUCGUACGACUUAUCUUGAAGGACUUCGCUUCAGUCUCACUAAACAAGCGAUUGAUCUUGGCUUCGGUUCAUUUCUUGCUUCCCGACUUGCUAGGUAUGCAAGACAGCUUUGAGAAUGCAUGUUUGGCGUUGAAGACGACUUUUGCUGCUUAUCCAAGCCGGCCAGAUCACCAGUCCAUACAUAUUCUGAGGCAAACUGCCAUAUCGUCACUCAGACCUGUUCCUGGUGUCAAGAUUCAUAUUGAUCUCACUAAAAGCGAAGAAUGGCUCAAGAUAUAUUCGAAGAGUGGCAGAGAUUCUACAGAAGAUAGAGCAGGACUGCAUCAGACUAUCCAGAAGUGCUUGCGUAUCGGCAGCGACAAGUGCAAAUUCAAGCGUGCGUGUAUACUGGUAGGAGAAAUGGUGGUCUUCUCUGACAUGGAGAACUGCAUUGUUGGUUUCGACAAGAUCCGGAAACAUGUUUCUCGUGCUGGCACAUUUCUUGGAGCAGAGAACGACACGCCGCGUCAGCCAAACGAGCACCUGAUGAUCAUAUUGUUCGAUCUUCUUUUGCUUGACGAUGAAGCCAUCCUGUCACAAUCCGUCGAAGAACGCAAAGCUCGACUAAGCAGCAUCUACAAGAAGAUACACGGCAGAGCUGCACCAGCUGAGUCAUGUGUGGUGGAUUUCUCUCAGGCCAAGGCCGAGCACAAGCUCAUGAACCACUUUGCUGCAUCGAUAGCAUGUCGUCAUGAGGGUCUAGUGCUCAAGCCAUGCGGUGUUCCAUACUUCACUCACGAUUCAGUAGCUGGAAUCAAGCUCAAGAAGGACUACAUCACCGGGCUUGGAGACGAAGCUGACUUUGCUGUAGUGGGCGCAUCAUACAGUGCUCAGGAAGCAAAGAAGCGAUCGGGUCUACGACUGAAGUUUACACACUUCCAUCUAGGGUGCUUGAUGAACAGAGGCGCAAUCCAUCAAGAUGGUAUCAAACCAGUCUUCAAGAUCGUGGUGACAAUUGCAUUCGAUCACUGCAUGUCGACAGAAGUCUUGAACCGGGUCAACAUCGAGGGUAGCUUGCUUGCAGAACCAUACAAUGAGGAUACUUCCGCGUUCACCAUCAAGUCUGACAACAACGUUCGAGUCGAAUCAUACUUCCGAGAUCCACUGGUAUUCGAAGUAUUGGGCAGCUCGUACAGCAAACUACCUGGAGGCUUUUUCAUGUUACGACAUCCUCGAGUCAGGAAGCUGCAUCAAGAUCGGACAUGGAGAGACUGCAUCACCUUCGACGGGUUGCAGUCUGCGGCUGCCGAAGCCUUGGGUACGCCUCAGCACUCGGAGACGCAAGAAAAUAUUAAUUGGAUAUCCAAAUUGGAGGUGAGCCACAAGCGGAGGUUUGCGAGACACAGUCUCAAUACGACACCACGAUCCAGCAACGCCGAUACGACUCCUCGGUCGGCCCGUAGUGACUUCACGUACACUCCAAGCACCAGCUCUACAUCAAGACUCAAACCGCUGGCUGUACUGGAGCACGGAUUGCCUCUGAAAGCGAUGCAAGCCAUUGCCAACAUACAAAGCGGACCAUUACCUACUCCGCCAGAGUCCUCACCUCUGGCAAGACUCGGAACAACGGCAUCGUCGCCUCCGCUGGGCAAGCGUAAGCCUAGCGAAGACGAAGAUGAAGACCAUAGGCCCAAGAAGCUUCGAAUCCGAACGUUAUCCACAUUGAAACACCAGGUCAAACAGACUGAUGGCCAUGAGAUUGUAUCAACAUCACCACGAACGCCGCUUGGAGACAUCAUUCGGGAAGUCGCUCAGAAAUCAGUUGCAUCAACCGUGAGUAGUGCUGAGGCACAUCGACCGAAUUGGAUUGAAGGAAGCUGCAGAUUUGAACAAGCUACACCACCAGCUUGGAUAGAUCGAUGCAUUUUCAGCCGAGCAGUUGUUUUCAUAGCAGGAUUGGAUACUGCACAAAAGGAUGAAGUACGACAGCGCGUACUCGAGCAUGGAGCAUUGGUGAUCCAAGACUUGGCUCAUUGGGAUCGGAACAGCCACGGGCAUGAUGCAGGCUCAGACACAAUAUGCGAAAGUCAGGCGUACAACGGACUGCGGAAAAUGGUGCUGGUAGAUCCUCGGGAGACACGACAGUACCGAGCUUGCUAUGCAGAAGUGGAAAGGUUGGGUCUGCACAGAGUUGAGAUAUUCGACUAUCGCAUCGUCAAGGCUAUGUGCAGCAAUGUAGAGACGGUCUAG